AUGUCUGCAGAUCUCUUUGCGGAGUUCGGUAUGGGGGCUGCUCCCCCUCCAUCCCAGAGAGGUUCAAGCCAGCAGUCCGCCGGGUUCCAGUCGACCUCUUUAAUCCCUGACUUGGAUGCAUUUGAAGAAUCUUUCACCGGUCCUUCAUCCAUCCCGAACAGAAAUGCAACGAAAUCGCCUCAAUUCGACGACAGCUGGGACGACUCAGCUUUCGCGGCGCCUAGUACAUCAGGGCUGACCCAUUACGGACCCGGAAAUGAUGUCUUAUUUGACGCCACCCUUGAAAGUGUUCCAGAUGAUGAAAGCGAUGACUGGGGCGAAUUCGAGAGUGCGGACGUGCCUGCUACUAAACCACCAGCAAAUGCCGGGUUACAGUCUCACAAGGUCAUGAAGGAACCUAAGCCCACGCCAGUUGCGAAACAGCCGGCGCCUUCCAACUUAUUAGAUUCAUUGUCAUUAAGUGAUGAUAUACCACCAUCCUCUAAGCGAAAGCCCGCUGCGAAACGGAUGGUACCUGAAGCACGCAAAAAGGAAUUGCCAAGUCUCAAACCGGCUCUUUCUACCCAGGAAGACCCUUUUGAGGAUUGGGGCGACUUUGUUGACGGUCCGCCUACAGUUCCCAGUCAAACAGGCACCUCAGGUGCUACAGCCUCAGUAACCCGGGCGCCUCGCAAGGAAGUGCAGCCUCCGAACUCUACGGUUGGUCCAUCGAAAACAACAAGCUCUUUCCCAACAUCUAGUCAUCCUACAACAGCCGAUCAAGUUCGUCCGACCAAUAUACCUCCGCCAUCUGUUUUGCUUGAGCUAUUUCCUCGGUUACUGGAUGAACUUCGGCAAGAUGCCACCAAAGCAAGAAAGGAAAUGCAACAAAAGGAACAACUUGAGAACACUGCAACUCUGAUCAUCUACACUCUAAAAACCGCCGCGCGGGUUGUUGCCGGCCGAAGCCUACGGUGGAAGCGGGACUCCAUACUGAGUCAGAGCAUGAGGAUUGGCCCGGCUCGUUCAGGGAAGUCGGGAGGUAUGAAGCUCAACACAGUGAACAAGAAUGAAGAUAUCAAAGAAAAGCAACAAGCUGUUGAUGUACUUUCCAUGUGGCGCGACCGGACCGCAAUCUUCAACUCCGUUGUUCAAGCCACCAAACGACAACCAGUUCAGGUCAUACAGGAGAAUACUCGGGUAACGACACUUCCUGCUAGUCAGGGGGCUUUGAAGGCGCCUCACGCUUGUGCUCUAUGUGGCCUCAAACGAGAUGAAAGGCUGCCCAAAGUUGACGACCAAGUCGAGGAUAGUUUCGGGGAAUGGUGGACGGAGCACUGGGGUCACACCGACUGCAGGCAUUUCUGGGAGAGAAACAGGGGUCUACUCGGACAAAGCCAGACUAGGGUUGCCAAGAAUUCCGACUAUCACAUCAGGUGCAUCUAG
Messenger RNA from Aspergillus costaricaensis CBS 115574, 1425 nucleotides. RefSeq lists its product as uncharacterized. The transcript has 2 exons. The record is from RefSeq and is a predicted model, not a curated record. NCBI's taxonomy places the organism in Eukaryota, Fungi, Ascomycota, Eurotiomycetes, Eurotiales, Aspergillaceae. The coding region runs from base 1 to 1425 and encodes 474 amino acids.